This is a messenger RNA of Polyodon spathula (Mississippi paddlefish), 1493 nucleotides long. Its product is annotated as terminal nucleotidyltransferase 5D-like. Gene Ontology annotation, biological process: mRNA stabilization. The transcript is spliced from 2 exons. NCBI's taxonomy places the organism in Eukaryota, Metazoa, Chordata, Actinopteri, Acipenseriformes, Polyodontidae. The coding region runs from base 1 to 1182 and encodes 393 amino acids. Gene Ontology annotation, molecular function: poly(A) RNA polymerase activity; RNA binding. The record is from RefSeq and is a predicted model, not a curated record.
AUGACUGAGAGACCAGGACGUAGGUUUCAUAACCUGACAAUUGAACAAGUUCUUACUUUAGACCAGGUCCUAACGGAGGUGAUACCCAUUCACGGGAGAGGCAACUUCCCAACACUGCAGGUGAAACCCAAGGACAUCAUCCAUGUGGUAAAAGAGCGACUGGUUGAAAAGGAGAUAACUGUUCGUGACAUCCGUCUCAAUGGCUCGACUGCAAGUCACAUCCUGGUCAAUGAGAAUGGAACCAGCUAUAAGGAUCUGGACAUUAUUUUUGGAGUGGAGCUCCCCAAGCAAGAGGACUUCCAGAUUGUGAAGGAGGUAGUCCUUGAUUGCUUGCUAGACUUCUUGCCCAAGUGCGUCAACAAGGACAAAAUCACUGCACUCACCAUGAAGGAUGCAUAUGUUCAGAAGAUGGUUAAGGUCUCCACCGAGCAUGACCGCUGGAGCCUCAUCUCGCUCUCCAACAACAGUGGGAAAAAUGUGGAACUCAAGUUCGUCAACUCAAUGCGGCGCCAGUUUGAGUUCAGCGUGGACUCCUUUCAGAUUAUCCUGGACCAUAUACUGGAGUCUUACCAGGACUCUGAAAAAGAAAUGGCAAACAAGGAAUUGCCAUCCCUGACUGUGGUGGCCGAGAGCAUGUAUGGAGAUUUUGAGCAGGCCAUGGACCACCUGCGCUACCGGCUGAUUGCAACCAGGAACCCAGAGGAGAUUCGUGGUGGUGGGCUCCUUAAGUACAGCAACUUGCUGGUCAGGGAGUUCAAGCCAGCCUGUGAGACAGAGCUCAAAACCCUAGAGCGCUACAUGUGUUCACGCUUCUUCAUCGACUUUUCGGAUGUCAACGAGCAGCAGCGUAAGAUCGAGUCUUACCUGCGCAACCAUUUCAUUGGCGAGGAGAAGAGCAAGUAUGACUACCUGAUGACCCUGCGUAGGGUGAUCGAUGAGAGCACUGUCUGUCUAAUGGGCCAUGAGCGGCGCCAGACUCUCAACAUGAUCACUAUCCUGGCUCUAAAGGUCCUUGGCGAGCAGAACAUCAUCCCCAACACAACCAAUGUGACCUGCUAUUACCAACCAGCGCCCUACAUGAGUGACCACAACUUCAGCAACUACUACAUUGCUCAUGGGCAGCCGCCAAUCAUCUACCACCCCUACCCACUGCACAUCCACAUGCAGACUGGUCUGGUGUAGCAAAAGGUGGGAGUAGUAAUAAAGAUAGAGGGAAAUCAAAUUCAAAUAAAGGGUGUGAAUGAAAAUAUUUCAGGUUGAAAUCUUAACAAUUGGUCAAUGAUGCACCGCCUACGUGCAGAGUCCCUUAUCUCAAAAAGCUCCAGAUAACUCUUGCUGGCUCUCACUGCAGGCAUAGAGCCCAGUGACCUGCGGAAAGUUCUCUGGUAAGGCUAGGCAUCACAGAAAUCAGUGCAGUGGAUCAUCUAGAAGGCGAGGUUACCUGGCUGAUCUAGUUGAAAAUAUGAAUCUAAUUAUACUGGGUCAAUGCAGGU